AUGGCUACCGACAAGUUCGAGAUCACGCUGCAUGGUGAGGCGAGUCUCUCCCUCCCAGCAGAGCGAGCUAUCCUGCGCAUCGACGUUUGCACCACCGACGUCAACAAGCAGACCUCGUUCGAUGCAGUGCUUUCGACGGCCAAGAAUGUCGAAGCACUGCUUCGCAAGCUCUCUCCAAAGAGCAUCUCUGAUGAGUCGAAGCUCCAAGCCGCAGUUGAUCACUGGAGUCGCACGUCCUUGAGUGAGACUAGCCAGAUGCCGUACGGCAAGAGCCGCCCACCACGCCAAUACACUGCAUCUGUCACUUUCGAAGCUCGCUUCCAACGCUUCCAGGCGAUUUCUGGUCUCAUCAAAGAACUCGGUGCCAUCUCUCACGUCAAGACCAAGCCACUGGAGUGGGUCCUUCUGCAGAAGACGAAGGACGAGAAUCGCUCAGCCCUGAGAAAGCUGAUCCCGAUCCAUCUCAGCGAGGGUUACACCAACGCCAGAUCAACCCAUUCGAAGGCUCCCAGAAUCGACUUCGACGACGACGACCAGGACGACGAGGACGACAACAGCGACCAGAACAUGGUGGGCGUAGAGACGGAGGCAUGGGAGGAGGUUGGUGGCGAUGUGUUUCGGUAUCAGCCAGAGAACGUGAACAUGAGCACUUCGGUCAAUGCGUCGUUUUAUGCUUUGUGA
Messenger RNA from Zasmidium cellare ATCC 36951, 681 nucleotides. RefSeq lists its product as uncharacterized. The coding region runs from base 1 to 681 and encodes 226 amino acids. The transcript has 3 exons. NCBI's taxonomy places the organism in Eukaryota, Fungi, Ascomycota, Dothideomycetes, Mycosphaerellales, Mycosphaerellaceae. The record is from RefSeq and is a predicted model, not a curated record.